This is a messenger RNA of Oryzias latipes (Japanese medaka), 2886 nucleotides long. RefSeq names its product family with sequence similarity 83 member Fb (gene sack1fb). Gene Ontology annotation, molecular function: protein kinase binding. NCBI's taxonomy places the organism in Eukaryota, Metazoa, Chordata, Actinopteri, Beloniformes, Adrianichthyidae. The record is from RefSeq and is a predicted model, not a curated record. Gene Ontology annotation, biological process: signal transduction.
UUUCAUUUUAGUUAUCGUUAUUCCAACGGUCUUGAAGGCAUCACGAUUUCAACACCGGGCCCCACCUCUGCCGCUCCCGGCCAGGUGACAUUUCACUUUAGAUAUGCCGUCAUACGAGUGAUCACUGAAUAGAAACUCUACAGAGGCAGUUUUAGAGGUCCAGAAAAAGCAUAAAAAGAUAAGCGUCAAACCAAACAAUGGCUGAAUCACAGCUAAUGGUUCUGGAAGAUGGGCACAUCGGAACCAGGAUCCCAGAAUCUAGACCGGAGUUUUACUACAGUGAGGAGCAGCGCGUGGCCAUCGAAGAGCUGCUAAAGAACGGCGAUGGCGCCUUCAAAACGCGGUUAAAAGAGGACAAGAUGAUAGACUUUCUGUCAGCCAGAGAAAUAAAACUAUUGUUGAGCUCCUUCCGGCAGUAUGACACGGAGAGUGCCAGCAGUACAAGUCCGACAGACUCCCACGCAGAUUCUGGAGUCAAUUCCACCUACUGGCCGGAGACGUCGGACACGGAGGUGCCGUCGCUGGAAAUCGGCUGGCCCAGCGGGGGGUUGUUCAAAGGGGUCACCCGGGUGGCCGUUCACACCCAUCCACCUAAGGACAAUGGACCUCACCUCAAGGAAGUGGCGAGGCAGCUCAUCCAAGAGGCUUCAAAGGUGAUUGCAAUAGUAAUGGAUCUGCUCACAGAUGUCCAGAUCCUACAAGACCUAAUGGAUGCAGCUUGCCGCCGCUCUGUACCUGUUUACAUCUUGUUGGAUCGACAAGGCGUGCCGCACUUUCUAGAUAUGUGCUCUAGACUUCAGAUCGGCGCACAGCAUCUUUUAAACAUUCGGACCAGAAUACUUCAAGGAUUUGGCUUCAAUUUGUCUUUUGGCAAAUUCCCUGGGUCUCUUUGUAAUAAAUACAUGCUGGUGGAUGUGGACAAAGUAAUGUUUGGCUCUUACAGUUUCUCCUGGUGUACAUCUCGUAUGGAUCGAAACAUGAUCACUGUGAUGACAGGACAAGUUGUCGACUUCUUUGACAGAGACUUCCGUGAGCUGUAUGCUAUCUCUGAGAAAUUGGACCUCUACAAAGAAUUUCACAUCAGUCAACCCAACAACACUAGGACUGCCACUGUGCGCUCCAAAUUGGAGCCCAAACGGCCACCGCUACCAGCGACCACAUCCCGAUUCCAGGUCAGCUUAGGGGAUUCCAGAAACGUCAACAUCCAAGUUCCCGCACACAAAUACUAUAACCCAAAAUACUCACUCCUUUUAGAGAGCCCUCUGCGACCAACAAUGUCUCUUCAAGAACUAGGACCUAAAAUAAAUUCACUUCAUCCGGUGAUUUCUGAAGACGUGGAUGAGAGCAGGCCGAGAGUGACCAGCAGUGUUCAUGUGAAAACAACAAGCCCAGUAUCUGCUGCUGAACUGAGUGAAAAUGUAACCAGUGUUAAAGGAAAUGCUCCAGAAAAAAACAAGAAAAUGACAUGGAAGAAAAAAAUCAAGAAUUCGAUGAGAACUCCUCCAUCCACUGGAUUUAGUCAAACAGAUGAGACCGAAGACCGUUUGGAGUCGAAUGUGUCUAGAUCUAAAGUGAGUAGGAAGGUUUCCAAGCUGGAGAAAAAAACAAUGUCUCUACAAACCGUCAACACAUCACAUGACAAUGGCAGUACCAGUGGUAAAAGUCGGUCUCAAGGAAAAGCACCUUGCAAAGUAUCUUGAUCUUGACUUGUAUAUCCUAAAACGUGUGACUUUUGUUUGCCAAUGUACUUUAAGAUUGGAUACAUUUAAAGACUACGCGGUGAGAUUUGUUAACAUUUUGUGCCAAAUUAUAAUUAAAAUCUGAUUUAAUUAGGUUUAUUGCUCCUACUAACUUAUGAAGGAAAGGUCCCAAUAUUUUGAUUCCUCUGAGAGGUGAACUGCAAAGUAAGUUUAUGUAUUUAUUGAAGUAUGUUUAGCCUUAAACCCAAUGUUUUUCUUUGAACUUUGCAACUGCUUGUCUAUUUCCCAGCACUGUAAUGGAAGAAACAAGGUUCCUUUGAACAAAAUUUAUAACAUUUGAUUGUCCAAAAAUACUAACAAAAGUUAAUACAUGCCCUAAACACUAUUUGUUCUCUCAGUAGGUGAGAUUGUUUUCAAACAACCAGAACAGGUUAAAAUGGAGCAAUUGGUGAGGUUGGAUCAAGUUUAAACACUUGGACACAUUGAUAUGCCAAAUGAUGACUAAAAUGACUUUGUUAAAAAAAAGUUUAAGUGGUUAGCAUUGUUGUGGAAUCUUAAAUCAACAUCUUGCUAAAAAAAUUUACAAGAUUAUCCACACAAAUAAAAGGUUGUUUGUUUUCCUUUUAUAUUGUAAUAGAAGAGACACAGAUCCCCUAAUAAUGUUUGAAUUUUAAGAUGACAACAGGAGGCAGUUAAUGGCCAAUUCUAAUAUAUAUUUUUUUAAAUUCAUCUUAAUUAUGCUAAAUAGGAAUGUUAUACUAGCAUUUUUGGAACCAAGCUAACUUUUAAGAUUCAUGGCAAUAUUUUACAUUUUUAUUUUUUAAAGGGGCAAUAACUAUUAUUGAAUGUGAUGUAACAGAAGUUACAUCACAUACAUAUAUGUAGUACAUUCUAAAAAAAAUGUCUGAAUAGCAUUUUCUUAGGAAUCCUAACAAUCCGUUUAGUAAGAUUAGUAACUUUAAGGUGAUUAUUUUUUCUAAAUCUAUGAUGAUGUAGACUGAUUGUUUUAUAUCAUUUAAAGUGUAAAGUUUAAAAUGUAAAAGCAUUUUAAUACAGUCUCCUUGUGAUUAUAAAAUAAAAAGUUGCAUUAUGAUAAUUAAAAGUGUUGAACUCUGAAUUUUACAUUUCUUGAUUACUCAUUUGUCUUUCUUAAUUUUAUUUUCAAAUGAAUCAUAUUUGUCAUCAA